Messenger RNA from Sitodiplosis mosellana (orange wheat blossom midge), 10418 nucleotides. RefSeq names its product octopamine receptor beta-2R (gene Octbeta2R). Lineage: Eukaryota; Metazoa; Arthropoda; Insecta; Diptera; Cecidomyiidae. Bases 716 to 2164 code for a protein of 482 amino acids. The transcript is spliced from 8 exons. Gene Ontology annotation, biological process: adenylate cyclase-activating adrenergic receptor signaling pathway. Gene Ontology annotation, cellular component: membrane. Gene Ontology annotation, molecular function: octopamine receptor activity. The record is from RefSeq and is a predicted model, not a curated record.
CUCACAAAAUGAUUGUUUACAACAGUUUCGGAUGUUUAACUGUGCUAGCAAGAAGAAAAAACCAAACUAAACGCGAAUGUGCUAAAAUUACAAUGGCCAACAGUAUAAAUCGUAUUAUUAAGUUGAACACAAGCCAAAUACAACUGAUCGACACACCAAAUAGUCGAAAGAAAAAACCAAGUGUAUUGAUUUUGAUACAAAUAUAAUCGCAUCGCUGCUAUUUCUAUAUAGAUUAUAAGCGCACACAGCGCAAAAGUAUCUACAAGCAUCUAUUAUCAAACAUCCAACGUCUUCUUUUGUCUUCUUUGUCGUCAAUUUUUGUCGACAGUUCAUUAUCAUUAAACAUACAUAAUUUAAUAAUACAAAACGAAGGAAAAACCGAAUGGUGAACAGCAGACACGUACGCUAUUGAGUGGAUCGACACAAUUAUUAAAAGGAAAAGAAAAAACAAACUAAAACUAGAAAAAAAAAAUAUACAAACACACACACAACAAUAACAUCAACAUCAAAAGCAAGCCAAAAGGAAGAAACAUUAUUUACUUAUAGAGAAUUCGACAACAACAGUCCAACGAUUUAAAAGAAAACUAGUGAAAUAUACGUAGCAUCCAGAUUGAUACCCCAGCGUGAGCAAGUGAGACAGAUAGAGAUAAAUACAAAAAUACACAUCAACUUUCAUAGUAAAUCAUACAAACAUAAAUAAUUAAAAGCAAUAAAAAUGUGUCUACUAAAUAAAACUCCAGAAUACAUAAUAAUAUUUUUGCUAAUAAUAUCGAAAAAUAUAUUUGGAAUUUAUGGUUCAUCCGGACCACCAUCGAACGCAUUGCAAUCACAACGACAGCAUCAGUACCAUGCAAUGGCCACAGCAACAACAACAACAUCGCCAACAACAACAACGACACUAGAUUUAGCCGCUGCCGCUGUUGUGUCAGCCGAUACCGCAUCAUCGAUACAAAGCACCGUUUCGCCAAGCGUUGUCAAGGAGCAAAAUUGGAAAGAUGUUUUAUUUUUUGUAUUCAAGGCAUCUAUAAUGAUAUCAAUUAUAAUAGCUGCCGUUUUUGGCAAUCUGCUAGUUAUUAUAUCUGUGAUGCGAAAUAGAAAAUUGAGGGUUAUAACGAAUUAUUUUGUUAUAUCGUUAGCUUUGGCCGACAUCAUGGUAGCACUGAUGGCUAUGACAUUUAAUAUGUGCAAUCAACUGUUAGAAAAAUGGCCUUUCACUAAAUUUGUAUGCGACAUGUGGAAUAGUUUGGACGUCUAUUUUUCAACGGCGAGCAUAUUGCAUCUGUGUUGCAUUUCGGUGGAUAGAUAUUAUGCCAUCGUAAAACCAUUGAAAUACCCCAUGACCAUAACUAAAAAGGUAGUUGCCAUCAUGAUACUGAACACGUGGAUAUCACCAGCAUUAUUAUCGUUUAUACCAAUAUUUGCUGACUGGUACACGACCGAAACGCAUAAACAACAUAUGAUAGAGAACCCGGACCAAUGUCUAUUUGAAGUGAACAAGGUGUACGCGGUAAUAUCCAGUUCGAUAUCAUUUUGGAUUCCAUGCACCAUUAUGAUAUUCACCUAUUAUGCCAUAUUUCGGGAGGCGAAUCGUCAGGAGAAGCAAUUGGCAGCACGACAAGGCAAUGCCAUGCUAAUGCAUCGCCAUUCAAGUGCUGGUGGUACGAACGGUACGUACGGCGAGGCAUUAAGCGGAUCGGGUUCAUCAAAAAUGUUAACACUGAACGAGGUGGACCAAGAUCAUACACCGACGAAAGAUAAACAUUUGAUUAAAAUGAAAAGAGAACAUAAGGCUGCCCGUACACUAGGAAUAAUCAUGGGAACUUUCAUUAUAUGCUGGCUACCAUUUUUCUUGUGGUAUCUAACAACAGCAUUGUGCCCAACUUGCCCAUCGCCAGAUAUUCUAGUCGCAAUAUUAUUUUGGAUCGGGUAUUUCAAUUCAACGCUGAAUCCACUUAUUUAUGCAUAUUUCAAUCGUGAUUUUCGGGAAGCAUUCAAAAAUACGCUCAACUGUUUAUUUUGCGCAUGGUGGCAACGUGACCGUUUACAAUUGGAUCUAGAUAAUCGACGCUCAAGUCUACGUGCGAAAAGUGUUUAUUCGGAAAGUUACCUUAAAGCACAUCAUCAAAAGCGCAGAGCCAGUGAACAACUAACUGAAAGUUUAUAAUAAUUAAAAUCGUGUGCAAUCGAAACUAAGUACAAUAGAAAUUAAUGCAAUAUAUUUAAAAUAAAUAUAAAUACAAAACCAAAUCAUACUGCGUCAGCAACAACAACAAAAGAAAAUCGACAAUGAAACGUGCAUGGAUCAGAUGAAUGUGUGUGUGUCUGUGUGUGUGUGUGUGUUUGAGCGAAGCGGUCAGACUGAAUGCGUCGAAUACCAUUUGAAUACCGAUGAGAUAAUGACCUGGAUGAACGAACCAUAAGAAGAAAAACGAAAAUUUUCUAUUCUGAUUUCGAACAUUACGUGUGUGUGUGUUUGCAAUUAAUUUUCUGACUCUGUGCUCUAAACCGUUCACCAUCCGCUAGCGAUAGUAGGAGAGUGCAUUUGUAGCAAAUACUUACAUUUCUAUAUAUUGGCAGUACAAACAACUGUAUACACCAUGACGUGCACGUGAGUGAGCGUAGAGUAUAUUACUCUCGCAAAUAAAAAAGGAAUUAGAAGUAAAGGAACCGUUAUGGAAAAAUAUCUAUAAAUAAUAAUGUUUAAAAAUCCCAGCAAACGUCUAAUUUUGUAAAUUUGUGGCUAAACUAUGAAAACAAAACCAGAAAUAAACAAAAAAUGAAUAACUAUUUACAAAAAGCAUUUAAAAAAAAAAAAAAAACAAACCAAACACAUAAUAUGAAUAACAUUCAUAGUUAUAAAUAGUUCAGAAGGAAGUUGAACAGAAAAAGGAAGAAAUACUUUUGUAUAUGUUAUCGUAUCAAAUCCUUACAAAAUGAAUGAGAAUCUUCUUCAAAAUGAAUGAGACAUAGAGAAAAAUAAACUUUCAUUUCCGUUCGUGGUGUUGUUUUUGCUUGUUUUUGUUUAUAUAACAAUAUCUUUACACUGUUCUUUAUUUCAAGAUUGUUUUAUUCUCUUCGUUUUGACGAUUAUUUUUAUUUAAUUGUAAAUUUUUUUUUGCAUGUUUUAUCAAUAUGAUUGAACUUCACUUUCAAAUAAGUGAAUUGAAUUAUUUUUUUUCGAUAGGUAUAAUACAAUUUGUUUUUUUUUUUGUGUUGUGUGGAUGCAGAUUUAUCGUUUCGUAGGUCAAAUCAGACAGUCCGUUUAUUUCAGCUAAACUUUCGUUUUAUUAAUACAGAUGAAAAUAUGGACUAUCAUGUACUUAAGGAAUUUGCAAGUGAAAAACAAAGGAGUCUUCGACAGUAAAUCACUCAAUAAAUUGAACCCUGUCUUCCUUUUAUGGUACGCUCUGAAGAUUUAUUCUUCAUUUUAUGUUGAUUUUUCUUUCGGUUUACGUAGAUUUGAUUGCAUCGAAAACUAUGUAUUAUGUUGAUGUUCACAUCAACAACUAAACUAUCAAAUCGAACAAAAUCAGUGAAAAGAACUCAUUUGCUUUAGAAAAAACAAAAUAAAAGCAAAAAUAAAUGUGUGUGAUUUGAAUUCUACGCUUAAUUUUGAGUAAUUUUGAAUGAAAUUUCGAAUCAAUAAACAACAUGAAGAAAAAUAGAGGGAAAAAAUGGACACAUCAGAUUUUGAUUAGAAUUAAAGCCAAACGCAAUCACACAAAGACCAAACUGCAAUAAAAUUUGUAAGCAACAAUAUUUAUCGUCGCGAAGAAUACAAAGUGUUGUAAUUUGUUCUUUACGCUUCACAUGAGCGCACUGCAGGUUCAUUUCUAUGCGCAACCGUUUUUGCUCACUUUCAUUCUGAACAAACAGACAUUGUCACAUUCGGUUUUUUGUUCCGUUUUUUUUUUUUUUAUCGCCAUAUUAUGUGCGUGACACGCAUGUAUUGAUAUGUAAAAUAAAUGAAUAGAACAUCUCAAUGCAUUUAAAAUUGUGUGAGCAUUAAGGGUAUGCUCCUUUUUUUCAUUACAUACCUUGAAAGUGAAUAUUGUGAUGCAAAUUUAUUGAUCCUUAUGAAAUAUUCAGUUGUUUGCUUGAUUUCAAUAGAACAGUGAAAAGGUUUUAACGGGACUAAAUGGAAAACAACCAAAUUAGCGAACGCAAUAAAAUGUCUAUAUUCCGGGGACCCCGAUGAUUCGGAAACUGAAGGAGCAGCAAAAAGGUCAAAUUCUGGUUUUCAUCUUUCCGUUAAUUGGGAAAAAGCCAAUUCGCUUGCGUAUUACACCGUUAUAUAAAUGCACACAAAUAGAAUCCAUUGCCGAAAAUGGACGAACUAGAAUGAGGGACGCGUUUGAUUUAUCUCUUCAUCUUUUUUUGGUUUUAGAGAUGGGAAGAAUGGGAAACACCAAUUUAUUAACAUUAAUUUUUCAAGCGUAAGUUUUCGACGUUAAAUCUGAACACAGAGCAAAUAUAUAAAAAGAGAACAAAACAAAAACGAUUACGCAUUCACAAUGAGAAUGGAUUCGAUUCGCGUUCCGAAUUUCCUUUUCCCAUGAAACUCUCGUGUAAUUUUUUAUUUUGUUCUUUUUUUUUUUCUCUCUAUUUGUUAUUCAAUCGAUCAACGGACAAAUUAUCACUAGGAGAAAUAUUUGCGCAAAUGAAUUCCUAAGCAAACAAUUAUCGUCUUUGCCUGAAAUUCGUCGUUGUUUCCUUAAGAAAAUGACAAUGUAACAAUGGAAAGUCAUCGCAAUAAGAAUUUAAUUGAAAUCCCUGACCCCAAAAGAACAUUCAAAAUCGAUCGACAAAAACACCUUUUUGACCACUUUUCGCCUUUGCUCACUAACAUGAACACAAUAUGCUCUAAUCACCCAUCUGACAACCUUCAUUAUACGGUAGAAAUGAUGAUUUAUUGCGAAUAUCGACCAAAAACAAAAGCAAAGAAAAAACGGGAGGAAAGAAGGAAAUGUGAUUGAAAAAAAAAAAAACGAAGAAGGAGUAAAUAACCGUAAUAAAACAAAUGGAAUUCAUGUUCAACAACGAAUAAUUUAUAGUCAAUAUUAUUUAUAUGAGUGAAAAUUUCCAAUCCCAUCUGCAGCAACUUCCGUGUUUGACUUCAUCAGUUUGCAAGCAGGGCGAGUGUUCAGUUCGACGGUAUUCAUCAGUAGGGUACGUCACAUGAGUAAUCUGUGACAAAUAUUACCGGAUUGUAGACCGGAUGAUAUAAUACGUUUGAAUGAUUCACAUCUGAAUGUGGUUUAAAACCGCCGAUUUUUUGUUCGCCGCAAUUCAUUCAAAAUGGUUUUACAUUAAUUUUAUUAUUAUCAUUUGUUUUGGUUGUGCAUUUUGUAUGAAGUUCAAUUUGAGUUCCCGGAUGGGACGAAACAAGCUUGUGAUCGUAAAAACGGGUGUGUCAAUCAAUCACCUGUCACCAUUUCCAUCAAUUUGUGAAAUAUAACAGAAUUACAUACGGAUACAAUAAGAUUUAUGUGUAUAAAUUGAAUGUGUAUACUUGCUGAUGGUGGUGAUGAUGAUGAUGAUGAAGAAGAAGAAAAAGAUGAAGAUAUUGCUGCUGCUGCUGAUGUGUGUAUGCGUUGCAACACACUAUAGAACACUUUGCUACAUCAUCUUCGUUGUGCACAAUGCGCGCGCGUCCAUACAAAUCGAACAACCCGCCCGCUAGAUUUUACUCUGUCGGAUUCGGUAUCAAGGUGCCGAAGUGUGUGUGUGUGUUUGGCAUCAAAUCGUUUGUUAUAUGGAAUUUUUCCACGGAAUAAUCCAGUUCUCAACCUGAACAUCUUCACUUGGUAUUACAAUAAGCCCACCAAUCGAUCAUGGCUCUCCGUUUUUUAAGGCAAAUUCACACACCCACAGUACACGUGUUCGUAAAUAUUAUUAAAAUACCACCGAUUCGUGCUAUAUUUCUUUCACUCCGUUUUGCCCACACCAACAAAUCGCGAAAUACGUCGAUUUGUUUACAUUUCAUGGGGAAAAAAUCGAUCAACACCCAAAGUCAUGAAAAUGCCAAUGUAACAAAAGUCAUAGCGCUUUUUGCAUAUUUAUUCUUUCUUUCUUUCCUUCUCUUUUUCUAAUCUAUAUAUUGCACAUUAAGAGGUGCAAGGCUCACCACAGUUACUUCAAAACCGAAAAUCUAUCAACGAAAUCUUCACAUCAAAAUGCUGAAAAGGAGAGAAAAGACCAAGCAAAUUGGAAUAUCAUAUCCGUUGGAGAUUGGAUACGAUAUUGAUAAUUGAGACUUUCAAUACAAAGUAAAAGUCAAUUUUACUCCGGUUCGUUCGCGCUCCUCGUUUUUCUUUUAAAAAGAAAACAAAAACAACAACAAAUAAUUGAAACACCAUGUGAAACUGAAUAGAAAAAACGAAUAAUUUUAGAAUAGAAUACUGAAAGAAUAACCAAAGCAAAUGGCGGAGAAAAUCAGAAAAAAAAUUGGCAAUAUAUUUCUAAGGCUUAACGUGAAACUACAAAAAAAAAAAUGAAUGGAUAAAAGGACAAAAAUAGAAAAAAAAAUUUGAUACACAAUAUAUAACUCAUGCAGAAAAAUACAUAGUUCAAUCGUUCAGUGUAUUAAAAUUGUAGAUUAUAGUGAAGUGGAAGUAUCGUCUGUGUUGUUCAGCAAAUCAUUUUGUUUUGCCCAGUGUUCGCAAUAUCGCUUUCAGCAUCUCACAAGUCAAAUGGAAUAGAUAAUUGGGCUGGCUACCCUGUCCCCUUAUAUAGGACCAAAAGGAUGCCGCAUGGCUCGGUGUUGCUGCUUCGUCUCUGUCAGUUGAAUUAUCUGUUUCAUUUCACAUGUUAGAUGCUGAAUGCGAAAUCGCCAACAAUAGUUUUUCCCCAUUUCGUUCGUUUGUUUAUUAUCACUAAUCCCGAUUAGGUUCCAUUUGAUUUUAUCGAUGAGAAUAGAUUCUAAAAGUCGAACGGAAAAUGCAUUCAUUGAAAAUUGAUAUCAAGUUAUUCACGUGAAAUCAUCGUUAGAAAUUAAAUUUAAAAACCCACACAACAAAAGUGUUCGAUUAGGAUACAUGAUUUAAAAAAAAAAGUAUACAUUUUGUCCAUUGAAUAGCAUCUGACUGGUUUUAUGUUUGUUUAUUCAUCCACUUCGCAUUUUUGGUUCGUUACAUAUUCAAAUCAGAUAUUUAAAUAAAUUUACAUUCAAAAUUUAUCACAAUUCACGGAGCGAGCUGAAAAUGCAAAUGUUUUUUAUUGAAAAAAAAAAAGUAAAUUAUACAUGAAAACAAGAACAGUCCGAAGGCACCAAAUCUAGCAAUAAAUUUCAUUUUUCAAAACUAUAAGUUUACUAAUAAUAAAUAAUGAUAAUUUAAAGAAAAGGAUCAACAGCAAAUACUUAACAAAAGUAAAUCAGUUUUGAAUAAGCGUAGAGCUUGGUGCAAGCCAGGGAUAAAUAAAAGAAUAUUGUAAUAAUGUAGAAGAAGAUGAAAGUAUGUAGCCGAAUAAACACUCAGCCAUUCGGCCCGAUAGCAAACAAACCAAACGUAACAAAUUGUGUACCAAAUCAAGCAGCUAUUUGGCAUUUUCAAUAAAUGAUGCGCAGAUAUAUAUAAUAAGAACAAAACAAAAAAUAUAAAUCAAUGGAAACAAAAUUUACCAUUAAUUGUAAUUAUUCAAGUAAUUGUUUACAUAUUUUCUAUUUGUAUAUGUGAAAAUCUAAUGUUUUUUUUUUUUUUUUGAAUUCUGAAAAUCAAUAGUAACGAUUUAAGGAUUUAACAAAAAUAAAAAAUUCAAAAAACUAUAACAGUGUAAAUGUAGGCGAAUAAAAUUGUAAAUGUAUAUGUCGAUUUAAAAAAAAAAAAAACACAAAUGAAGCAAUUUAGCUGAAUUCUCUCUGAUGUUUUCAUCGAAAUUUCGGAAACUAUACAACUUUUAGACAUCUUCAACAUGCAAAUAUCAAUGUAAAGCACAAUACAAACACUCCGGUCAAAGUGAAAUUGAUUCGAUUCGAUUCGAUUCGUUUGUUUUAUUUUUGAUCCAAUUUCAAGCGGCACACAAACGAAAUCUAGUUAAAUUUAUUAGCAUAAUAUUCCGAUUUUCGAAUGUCAACACACGUGAAGUGAAGCAACAUCACUCAUUGCAAGUAUAUAAAUACGAUGAAAGCAUCAACAAUUGGCCAGAUACAAAUUAUAUUGAUUUGAUUAUUUUGUUCGAACAUUGGUUUUGUUUAUUUCAAAGUUCUUGACGUGCCGAAACGUUUAAAAUUGUAAAUAUGUGUUAUAUAAUGUCAGAAAUGGAAAGAAGACAAGUGGAGAAUGUAUGAAUAUGAACGGGAGAGAGAUCACUGGCACUCAGUCAGAAAAUUUAUUUUACAAAAAAUGUGUUGAUGAAUAUAGAUAAUUUUAUUUAUUAUCAUUGUUAGGCGUAAAACAUGAAAUGCGUGUUUUACCCAUUGUUCUGUUAUUGAUGAUAUAACUGACUCGUUGUUGGCAUUCGACAUUCGACAAACAGAAAAUGCAAUUUACGCAGUGAAAUCAUGUGUCAAAAUAAGGUAAUUGAAAAUUGGGUCCAUUUUCUAUUUGAAAUUCACACUAAACUGAACCGAUAGAGACCGUCAAUCAAUUUUAUUAUUGUUAAUUGAAACCGGUACAUUUCUAGUGGUGGGACGUAGAAGAAUGUUUCUAUGGAAUCUAUGGAGGUAUGGGCGGGAUUGAAAGUAUAUUCGAAGUGAAACACAAGAAAAAUCGCGACCUACCCAAAAAUGCACAUCCUCUAUUUUAACCAUCUUCAAAUCUACUGUCCUCUUGCAUACACUACAAUCUCACAUACAAGUACACACGUGGCCAAUGAAAUCGAACCAAUUCGUUUUUUUUUUUUUUUCAAAAAAUAAAAUGAAAACAAAUAAUUUUUUCGAUAUUUUCAGAGAAAGAGAAUUAAUGUAUUUCAGCACUUGCAAAUAUAUGAUCUAGUUUUGUGGAAAGACCUUGAAUCAAAAGUUUAUAACAACAUGUUAAAGACACAAGAGCUUAAAAAAACAACGAUUGCAACUUCGAUGCCAAAUAAUCACCAUAUCAGUCGAUUUUUUUUCGGAUCCUCUUUGGCGGUGACAGGCGUACCAAGUCUAAGGAUUGUCGUCAGUACGGAUUUCAUAGCCACGUUAUCACUUAAUUUGCAUUCUGUGACAAAUACGAGUGAUGUCACCAUUCAUCUUUGUCAUUCGAAAACAUCUCCGAAAAACAUCGUAUGAAAGAGUGCCCUACGAAAAAUGUUCAAUUUGAAUCGCACCGUGAAAAAAAAUUCCAGUUAAAGUGGUAUAUGAAUACUUUUCACAUUCAAGUGCUGUUUAUUCAGAAAAUAUUUUUGUUGCAUUAUUUCUCUCACCCAUUCAUAUUUCUAAGGACUGACAUAUUUGCUCCUUUUUUGAAAAAGACGAAAAAACGAGUGCAUUCAAUUUUGUUGCCCAUUUUGUAUGUUCUUCAAUUGUGUAUAGGAAUAGCAAUUAUUUUGUUCGCGUUUCACUUUCACGGUUGUCUCAUCAAUUAAAACAGAUAGCAGUUUGGUGUUUGCAACAAAGUUGCACAUAGUUAUCUCUUAUCUUUCAUCAUAUGCGGGUGGGUAAAUUGCGCAUAUAUAAUUUUUUUUUUUAUUCUCAUCAGUUUUUGUGCGUUUUAUGUACCUAAUGAGAUAAUCUUAAAAACUGAGAAAGAACAGCCUUUAGUAAUGUUCGUUUGCUAAUAAAUUAUCUCUGAUCAGCAAGUCAAAAAUCACAUACGAAAAUAUACCUUCAUUUAAAAAAAAAAAAAAUUAUAUUCAAAAAGUGUCAUACAUUCUUUUACAUCUCACCAAUAGAAUAUAAAUGAGAAUAAAAUCCAUUUGGAUUUUUGUCCUCAUCGACCACAUUCUAAUUUCAAAAUCGUAUUCGUACACAAACCAUUUUCAGUUGUUGGCAUUGACAAUAUAUAAAAAUAAAUAGAGAACAAAUGUGAGGCAAACUCAUAGCCUCAUCGAAUCUAUUUCUCAUCUACGCACAGAAACGUUGUGUUCAUCAUUUAGAAAACAAAUUGCAGAAUUAAUUUUUUAAGCCAGUGACUAAAUUUUUAACACUAAACAACAACAAACCUAAAAUAAACUAAACCAAGUAAAUCGAAAUCAAUACAAAAACAACUGUAAUAAAUUAUAUAAAUGUAAUGAAUAAAUGAUAAAAGCAUGAUACCAAAAUUACAUAAAUAAAGGCAAAUAAAAACGUAAAAUAACUGAUCUAUUUUUGACGAUUAAAAUAUCUAUGUGUAUAACAAAAGUAUGGUCUAAAAGAGUCUACGUAAACAAUAAUUAGCAUAUUGUACAACAAACCAAACAAAAAAGAACAAAAUAAAUAAUCUGAAUGUAGUGACUAUGCGAGAAAAUAAAUGAAACAAACAUUGACACUCACACACAAAACUACUAUGUCAUUGCCA